Molecule: messenger RNA, 3052 nt
Organism: Hydractinia symbiolongicarpus
Lineage: Eukaryota; Metazoa; Cnidaria; Hydrozoa; Anthoathecata; Hydractiniidae
Exons: 3
Coding region: 98-1513 (471 amino acids)
Biological process (GO): amino acid transmembrane transport
Cellular component (GO): vacuolar membrane
Molecular function (GO): amino acid transmembrane transporter activity
Source: RefSeq, a predicted model, not a curated record
UUUUGUGUUUAAUUAAGAAAUGUAAUUAAGCCACACAAUCCUCCAGUAUUGUUCAAUCAAUAUGAUAGUCAAAUAGAGCGAAGACAAGCUUUUUAAAAUGGCAGACGAACAUGAACUGCGGCAAGUAACGGGGAACGACAGCUCUGUAAAAAACCAAGAAGAAGAGAUGACAGAAGUAUUAACCACGAAAUCAAACUUAUUAUCAGACGAGAGUACUUUCACAUUUGCUAAAUUGAUAGAAUUUGUCAACCGCACAAAUACAGGGAUUAGUUUGGUUGAAGCAGCAAUGUUAAUGUUGAGCUUAUCUUUCGGUUCUGCUGUUGUUAUCAUGCCUUAUAAUUUCUUACUGCUGGGACCUAUAACAUGCAUGCUGUUUACACUUGCAUUGGUAUCCGUACUGGCAUACUGCACUAAACUUACUUACUACUCAUGUCAAGCAGUUCUUGAAAAAAGAUCAUCACUUGAACAUGUAAGAGAAAUGUACCCAUUGCUUGCAGAGGUAGCAGUAGGUCCAGCGUUUAGUAAAUUACUUUCUUGCAUGCUAUACACGUACUCAGCGGCGGCUACUACAGCUUUCUUUCUGCUUGCUGCAACCAUAUGUGCCGAUUUAUGGCCGAUUGAUCAUUUGAGCACAUAUGGAAACCUACGAAGCUGGACAGCUAUCUGUUUUUUUUUCAUGCUACCUGUCAUGUGCAUGGGCAACUACAACGACUUGGCAAACACAGCCUUGAUUGGUGUUAUCAUGUCGGCUAUUUCAUUGUUAGCUAUUAUUAUCGAUUCGUUCAUCGCCAAAGGAUAUAAAGUAAAAAGUCAUGAUUCAUUUCUUGAGGAACACCGUGUCCAAUUUCAAAAUAUUUUUAAGAGUUUUGGGAUGAUAUGUUUUGCUAUAGGGGGACCAGCAUUUGCAUUGCCCAAUAUGUAUGUAUUCGUAAAGGAACAAAACAAAUUACCAAGUGUUAUAUCGAGAAGUCAUAUUUCAAUAUUUAUACUUUAUAUUAUGGCUGGAUUUAUUCCAUUUGCAAUAUUUAACAAGAAAGUGAAACCGUCAAUUACAACAACAUUAGAACUUUAUUAUCGCACAGAGUAUAAUCACGUUUUCUUUAAAGUUUUAUUGAUUAUAUCACAAAUCUGCAUGGUGCUGCAUUUACUGAUAGCAGGUGUGAUAUGUGUGAAUCCGUUCUUUCUUGCAGUUGAAAAAAGACUGAAGAUACCUCUUGAAGUAAAUUGGAAACGUAUAUGUGUGCGAAUCAUUGGCAACCUCAUGCUUUUGGGUGUAUGUUUAGCAUUUCCAAAUUUUCAGAAUGUGUUAUCUAUCGUUGGUGGAGUUCCCAUCGCAUCUGUUGUUGUGAUCUUUCCUAUCUUGAUUUAUGCACGACUGUACGAUUUGAGUAAAAAGGAAAUCGUACUUCAAGCCAUUAUUCUUUUUUGUUGCGUUUUCUUAUUGAUUGGCAAUUUUAUUGUGGAAGUGAAACAGCUUAUGCUUGUCAUUCAGCAGAAACAAAACGUUAGCUAGACGGCUUACCAAUUAUAAUUUUUUGGUUAAAUGGUUUGAUUAACUUCUUUAUCGUACUAAUUGAAAUAAAAAUUAUUGACUUCUUAAUUGCAAAAGGGAUAAAGAACUAUUUCUCCAGAGCUAACCAAGCUUAAUGUCAAGAACAACGUAGAGUAGAUUAGAGAAUAAGAAAAAAAAAGAUUUAUAACAAAUAUGACAAGGUGGAUAUAUAACUGUUGAUUAAAUUUCCGUUUUUCAUCUGACUGUAAUUUAUUUUAAAUCAACUUUUUUAAGAUUUCAAAGCAGUUUUGAUUUUUCACUAUUAAAUUACCUUGGUAAGCCUUCAGAAGCAUAACACAACUACAUUAUUUAACUACAGUUAUACAACAAUGUUAAACGAACUUAAUAACAUAUCCUGUCUUAGAGAACAACAGUUUGUUCUUCCUUAAGGUGGUUCCCCUAGAAAAAAAUUCUAAAUUUCAAGAAUUGUCAUUUAGCUGUUUUCUGACAGCAAAUUUAUCUUAGAAUACCGUGGCAAGUAGUGCUUAUGACAAAUUUAGGUUUUUAUUGCGCAUUCUGCCACUUUUUCCAACCAACCACAAAUAUAAGUGCACAGCAACGCCCAUAGCAACUAUUUUCGCAUUUUUAGACAGCUUUCUUGCCCUCCGUUGAUGUUAUAUUCCUUGCAAUAGCUAGAUGAUACUUUAGGGCCUCCUAAGACAAUAUAUGACAGUUCUGAAUAUUAAUAAUGUGGUGUUUCACAAGCAUUCAGAAAGCUGUCUUCACGACGCAUCCUCCGAAGUGAACUCGUCAUUAAUUAGACUUCAGACAGGUCGAAACAGUGUUGGCGUACACCUUUUGUCGAUCCACAAGUCAAAAAUGUCCAUAAAAUAAUUCUUUACAAGUUUUUUGCCGUUUAAGUUCGGAAUCCACCCGAAACAAGAAUUCUCAAGAUCGAAGCACCCACGCUUUACAAUUUCUUCUGUGGAUGCAAGCAUUAGUACCACCUAGUGUUUAAAUGAAACCGAUUUUCAAAUCAAAAUUUUGUCUUUCAGUUAUUUUGUCGAGAUAUUGCCUGUUUCGUCCUGUUUUAGCUUUUCUGUCGUCCAAAAAAUACCGCAUCAGUUCUCUGGAAGACAGAUCAGCCUUACGAAAAUGCGCUUCACUUAAUUCAUACACGUGACCCUUGAGGAACAAAAGCGGUCAAAAAAGCACUUGAAAUAACGCAUGUUAUUAAGUUAAUUGGUUGGGCGUCGUGCAGCAAAAUGUCAUAUUUUGCCUAUACUUCUCCUAGCAACGGGUAACCAUGGCAACCAAUCAAUCAAAUUUUUGACUUAAUAUUAUCCUACCGUCACAUACUAUGAUAUCCUCAUCAAGUAUCUUUAGAAAAGACAAACCUCUGCGAUAUAAUUUUUUUCUAGGGGAACCGCCUUAAAGACGUUUGGAGUUAUAAAAAUCCACUUAACAAAUAUUCAUUGCAUCUAUAAUUAUAUUUUCCCAUUUACAGUAUGAUACUUGAACAAGUUUUAACACCAGCUCGAGAUUUCAUUGUUUUUUUGG